UCCACCGCAUGCUUUUUAUUUACAGGCUACCCGGUUAUUGGAAGACAAAACCGUAUGAUGUCGUCCGGUGCGCGUUUAGACAGCCAUCAAGAUGUAUUGAUCACGGCUUGUCCGUGGGAUCCACGCAUAAAAGGGGAGUUUUUUCACCAAACAACAUUAAGUGUUCCACUCAGACAUGUCAAAGAAUUCAUCAACAACAUCAAAGAACUUGUGAAAAUCGAACCAAAAUUUCUCUGUAUCCUUGAAGACAGCAACGGUAUUCUAAUGCGUUAUGUUACAUCCUCUCCUGCGUUUCUUGGAAAAGAGGAGAAAGCUUUACACUUUGACCUAACUUACUACCGAAGCAAAGAUGAUCCUUUGGUACCGCGUCUCUACGAGGAUUUCAUUGAAGAAAUCGAGCUAAUGGCGGUAUUUAAAUACAACGCAUUGCCACAUUGGGGGAAGAAUAGAAACAUAGCGUUUAAUGACGUGAUUAAAAAGUACAAGAAUGCAAUCGCUUUUUUGAAAGUAAAAGAGAGAUUCGAUCCUUUAGGGUUGUUUUCUAGAGAAUGGACGGAUCAGAUUCUAGGUUUGAAAGGUAGCGUCACGAUUGUGAAAGAAGGAUGUGAAUUGGAGGGACUAUGUAUUUUUUCGGAGGAUUCUCAAUUUCUCACUGUGCUCCGAGGUUAUAUGUGUCGGCCAGGUAAAGUCUAUAGAGAGGCUAGAGUUUGUACUCGUGUCUAAGCAAAUCAUACAAAUUUUUUUAUGAAAUCUUACGCUUUGAGGGUAAGAUCUUUUAUAUAUUAAUUGAAAAACAUUACAACAUUGUGUGUAGCCACGUAUCAGCAUGAGAAUGAAAUUCAGAAUUUUUAGAAAAA
This is a messenger RNA of Brassica napus (rape), 857 nucleotides long. Its product is annotated as probable truncated L-gulonolactone oxidase 7, mitochondrial. The record is from RefSeq and is a predicted model, not a curated record. Gene Ontology annotation, molecular function: D-arabinono-1,4-lactone oxidase activity. The annotation marks the transcript as partial. Lineage: Eukaryota; Viridiplantae; Streptophyta; Magnoliopsida; Brassicales; Brassicaceae. Gene Ontology annotation, cellular component: membrane. The transcript has a single exon.